Molecule: messenger RNA, 2454 nt
Organism: Colletotrichum chrysophilum
Lineage: Eukaryota; Fungi; Ascomycota; Sordariomycetes; Glomerellales; Glomerellaceae
Exons: 3
Coding region: 1-2454 (817 amino acids)
Biological process (GO): protein phosphorylation; intracellular signal transduction; regulation of MAPK cascade
Cellular component (GO): cytoplasm
Molecular function (GO): protein serine/threonine kinase activity; ATP binding
Source: RefSeq, a predicted model, not a curated record
AUGGCCAACAUGGCCAUCUCCCCCAUCCGGAGCACCGCGACCUCGACCUACACCGGCUCCACCAUCUCCCUCCCGAUCGCCCGUCAACAGUCGAACCAGAUGGAUGGUAUGGGAGGCGUUGCCGUCAAGAAGGAGGGCUGGGCCUCCGUGAAGGAGUCAAAGAACUUCAUCAACCCAUGGAAGCAGAAAUACCUCAUCCUGCGCAAAGAGUCGCUCGACUUCCACAAGGCAGAGGGUGGCAAGGUUUCCUACACCCUGUUCCUCAAGGACGUCGUCAACGUCGGCCGUGUCGAAGCCGCCGGCACCAUCUUUGAGAUCAAGAGAAACCCCAGCGGCUCCUCCAACAGCCCCGGUGAGGACGACGGCCAGACCAAGACGUUGCAGAUUCGUGUCAAGAGCGACGACGACUUGUACGAAUGGAUUGAUCUGAUUUACGGCGCCUGCCCUGGAAUGGGCGGUGUCAGCAACCCCACCAACUUCUCCCACGCUGUCCACGUUGGUUUCGACCCCCAGACCGGCGAGUUCGUCGGCCUACCGCCCGAAUGGUCGAAGCUCCUCAACUCCUCCGCCAUCACCAAGGAGGAUUAUGAGCGUAACCCUCAGGCCGUCUUCGAGGUCCUCGACUUCUACUCCGACCUGACCAAGCGCGCCGAGAACCCUCAACAAUACUCCAGCCUCACCCCCACGCCCCCCGCCGCCAACCAGCAAAACAAGCAGCUUGGAUAUGGAGGUGGUGGUGCCGGCGUCGCGCCGCCUCGCCCUAUGCCGCCCUCCCAGGCCCAGCGUCAACCCAGCUACAACACCCAGCCCUCAUCACAGAACCAGCCGCGGCGGCCGUCGCCCACCGAGUCGCAGCAGCAGCGCAUGCAGAUGCAAGGCAUGGCCUCCAACUACCAGCCCGACCCUCGCGAGGAGCAACGCCUCAAGCAGCUCGAGGCGCAGCGUGCGAGAGAGCGCGAGAUCGAGGAGCAGAACCGGAGGGACUUGGAGGUCUUCAACGCCUCCAUUCCCAAGACCAAGACGCCCAUGGCUCAGCAGGAGAUUGGUGGCUACGGCGGUGGAUCGUCGUCCAUCCCUCAAACGGACAGAUACAACCCCUCCAGGGCAGCACCUCCGGCACCGAAGCCGACACAGCAGCAGCAGAUCAACGGUCUGCGUGCCCAGCGCCCGGCACCGUCGCCGCCAACUGCCGGCCAACCUGCGCGACCACCAAUGCAGUCGCAACAAAGCUCCAGCUCGAUGCGGGACCCCAACCAGCAGCAACGCAUGCCCCGUCCAGACCAGCCCAGCCAGCAGCAGCAGCAGAGGUAUCCCCCCAACGGCAGCCCCCAGCAGCAGAGACAACCUCCUCAGGCUCAGGCUCAACCGCCAUCUCGUCUGCCCGCUCCUGUCAAGCCCCUGAACGUCUCCAAGGCCCAGCCCGCACCCCAGAGCGAUGCGGUCAAGGCCGCGGAGGCUGCCCUGACGGCCAAGCCCACCCAGCAGGAGCGCCAGAAGGACGUACGCAUGUCCACCAUGUCCGAAAGCGAGGUCAUGGCCAAGCUCAAGGAGGCUGUCUCCAAGGACGACCCGAAUCUCUCCUACUCCAAGCAAAAGAAGAUUGGACAAGGUGCUUCCGGUUCAGUCUACGUCGCCAAGGUCAAGGAGGGUGCUGUCUCGCCUAUCGCUCGUGAGGUUCUGCGCGCCCAGGGCAUCAAGGCUCAGGUCGCUAUCAAGCAGAUGGAUCUUGCUCACCAGCCCAGAAAGGAGUUGAUCGUGAACGAGAUCAUGGUCAUGAAGGACAGCAGACACCGCAACAUUGUCAACUUCCUCGACGCCUUCCUGCGCAACAACAACGCCGAGCUCUGGGUCGUCAUGGAGUACAUGGAGGGUGGUGCCUUGACGGACGUGAUCGACAACAACCCCAGCAUUACGGAAGAGCAAAUUUCCACCAUUUGCUUGGAGACUUGCCGCGGCUUGCAACAUCUUCACUCCCAGAACAUUAUCCACCGUGACAUCAAGAGUGACAACGUCCUCUUGGACGCACGUGGAAACGUCAAGAUCACCGAUUUUGGUUUCUGCGCCAAGCUCACCGAGACCAAGUCGAAGCGCGCGACCAUGGUGGGAACACCCUACUGGAUGGCGCCCGAGGUUGUCAAGCAGAAGGAGUACGGCCCCAAGGUCGAUAUCUGGUCGCUGGGUAUCAUGGCUAUUGAGAUGAUCGAAUCCGAGCCGCCCUACCUGAACGAGGAGCCCCUCAAGGCUCUGUACCUUAUUGCCACCAACGGCACGCCACGCCUCAAGAAGCCCGAGAAGCUGAGCAAGGAGCUCAAGGCCUUCUUGUCGGUCUGCUUGUGCGUAGACGUCAAAAGCAGAGCGUCCGCGGACGAGCUUCUAGCCCACGACUUCCUCAAGCACGGAUGCCCGCUCGGCAGCCUUUCCGAGCUUCUCGCAUUCAAGAAGCAUGCCAAAUAA